AUGGUUGUGCUAGAUUUUGACCUGGAAAGAGACGUCCCUGACUUGACGGGCAAGGUUAUAUUGGUCACUGGAGGCACAGCUGGUUUGGGCGCAUCGUCGGUCGGUCUCUUGGCAAAACGCAACCCAUCGCGUAUCUACAUCACCGGUCGCAAUUCUGAGGCGGCCAAUAAUGUCAUUCGGGACAUUCGACGCGAAACACCUGAAAGCAAGGCGGAAAUUCAUUUCAUCAAAUGUGAUCUUACCAAUCUAUCGUCGGUAAAGGAGGCGGCCGGGUAUCUUCUCGAGCGAGAGUCUCGUCUCGAUGUUCUUAUGGCGAAUGCCGGCAUCAUGGCCACGUCUCCAGGAUUGACAAAAGACGGCUAUGAAGUGCAGUUCGGUACCAAUCACAUAGGACACGCCCUAAUGAUUCGGAAGUUGUUGCCUCUACUUGAGAAGACGGCCGCACUACCGGGAGCUGAUGUGCGUAUCAUUUCGCUGGCUAGUGUGGGUUUCGUCAUGGCGCCCCGACAGGACGGGAUUGUAUUCGAUGAGCUGAGGACUACUCAGGAUUAUUGGAUCUUGGGCCCGUGGCAACGGUACGGCCAAAGCAAGUUAGCUAAUAUUCUAUACGCCCGCGAGCUGGCCCGUCGCUACCCGUCCAUCACAACCGUCGCCAUACACCCAGGUACCACACCAACGAAUCUCAUCAGCGGCUUGUCGCUCAAGAACAAGUCUGUAGUCUGGCUUGGGACGAUGGGCCAGUCUCAGACACUGGAACAAGGUCCUUGGAAUCAGGUAUGGGCGGUUGGCGCUCCUAAGGAUAAAAUCGUAUCAGGAAACUUUUACGAACCGGUAGGGAUUAAUUCGGAAGAUCAGCUGAACUCACAUGCUCUCAAUCAGAACUUGGCUGAGAAGCUUUGGGAUUGGACGGAGAAAGAGAUCAAGGCGUACCUAUGA
Molecule: messenger RNA, 936 nt
Organism: Annulohypoxylon maeteangense
Lineage: Eukaryota; Fungi; Ascomycota; Sordariomycetes; Xylariales; Hypoxylaceae
Product: NAD(P)-binding protein
Exons: 2
Coding region: 1-936 (311 amino acids)
Source: RefSeq, a predicted model, not a curated record